This is a messenger RNA of Malurus melanocephalus (red-backed fairy wren), 1945 nucleotides long. Its product is annotated as DNA-directed RNA polymerase II subunit RPB9-like. The transcript has 4 exons. Gene Ontology annotation, molecular function: DNA-directed RNA polymerase activity. Gene Ontology annotation, cellular component: RNA polymerase II, core complex. Gene Ontology annotation, biological process: DNA-templated transcription; maintenance of transcriptional fidelity during transcription elongation by RNA polymerase II; transcription-coupled nucleotide-excision repair. NCBI's taxonomy places the organism in Eukaryota, Metazoa, Chordata, Aves, Passeriformes, Maluridae. The record is from RefSeq and is a predicted model, not a curated record. The coding region runs from base 44 to 334 and encodes 96 amino acids.
AAUGAAAUGAGGGAGGAGACGGAAGGGGCGUGGCCUCGCGGACAUGGAGGGCGACGGCGCGUACGAGCCGGGCUUUGUGGGGAUCCGGUUCUGUCAGGAAUGUAACAACAUGCUGUACCCCAAGGAGGACAAGGAGAACCGGAUCCUGCUCUACGCUUGCAGGAACUGCGAUUACCAGCAGGAGGCCGACAACAGCUGCAUUUACGUCAACAAAAUCACCCACGAAGUCGAGUGUUCAGGGGAAUUCCCAAAAUUUCCCCAAAUCCCACAGGACGCGAUGCGAUUGUACUACGUGUGCACGGCCCCGCACUGCGGCCACCGCUGGACGGAGUGACCCCACCAGUGACCCCAAAAGGGGUUCUGAGACCCCAAAAUCACCCCAAGAGUGAUCCCGGGCCCCAAAACCACCUCGGGAUGGACCCUCAGGACCCCAAAACCACCCCGGGAUUGAACCUUGGGACCCCAAAAGUGACCCCAGGACCCCAAAACCACCCCAAGAGUGAUCCCGGGACCCCAAAACCACCCCAAGAGUGACCCCAUGGUCCCAAAAUCACCCCAGGAUUGACCCUCGGGACCCCAAAACCAAACUGGGACACCCAAAAGUGACCCCAGGACCCCAAAACCACUCUGGGAUGGACCCUCAGGACCCCAAAAUCACCCCAAAAGUGUCCCCAGGACCCCAAAAUCACCUCAGGAUGGACCCUUGGGACCCCAAAAUCACCCCAAAAGUGUCCCCAGGACCCCAAAACCACCUCGGGAUGGACCCUCAGGACCCCAAAACCACCCUGGGAUUGAACCUUGGGACCCCAAAAGUGUCCCCAGGACCCCCAAAACCAGACUGGGACCCUCCCCAGGACCCCAAAACCACCCCAAGAGUGACCCCAUGGUCCCAAAAUCACCCCAGGAUUGACCCUCGGGACCCCAAAAUCAAACUGGGAGCCCCAAAAGUGACCCCAGGACCCCAAAACCACCCCAAAAGUGACCCCAGGACCCCAAAACCAAACCGGGACCCCCAAAAGUGACCCCAGGACCCUAAAACCACCCCAAAAGUGACCCCAGGACCCCGAAACCACCCCAUGAUUGACCCUCGGGACCCAAAAUGACCCCAAGAGUGACCCCAGGACCCCAAAAUCACCCCGGGAUGGACCCUUGGGACCCCAAAAUCACCCCAAGAGUGAUGCUGGACCCCAAAAUCACCUCAGGACGGACCCUUGAGACCCCAAAAUCAAACUGGGACCCCCAGAAGUGACCCCAGGACCCCAAAACCACCUCGGGAUUGAACCUUUGGACCCCAAGAGUGACCCCAGGACCCCAAAACCACCCCAAAAGUGACCCCAGGACCCCAAAACCACCCCAAGAGUGAUCCUGGGACCCCAAAAUCACCUCAGGAUGGACCUUUGGGACCCCAAAACCAAACUGGGACCCCAAAACCACCCCGGGAUUGAACCUUGGGACCCCAAAAGUGUCCCCAGGACCCCAAAACCACCCCAAAAGUGACCCCAGGACCCCAAAACCAAACUGGGACCCCCAAAAGUGACCCUAAGACCCCAAAACCGCCCCGAGAUGGACCCUCAGGACCCCAAAACCACCCCAAGAGUGAUCCCGGGCCCCAAAAUCACCUCGGGAUUGAACCUUUGGACCCCAAGAGUGACCCCAGAACCCCAAAACCACCCCGGGAUGGACCCUCAGGACCCCAAAACCACCCUGGGAUUGAACCUUGGGACCCCAAAAGUGUCCCCAGGACCCCAAAACCACCCCAAAAGUGACCCCAGGACCCUAAAACCAAACUGGGACCCCCAAAAGUGACCCUAAGACCCCAAAACCGCCCCGAGAUGGACCCUCAGGACCCCAAAACCACCCCAAGAGUGACCCCAGGACCCCAAAACCACCCCAGGAUGGACCCUUGGGACCCCAAAAGUGACCCCAGGAUCCCAAAACCACCCCG